AUGGAUAAUGAUGACCUUCAUGGAAGCAAUGGUGGAAUGCACAACAUUGAUGAAUCUCAAGAUCCAAUGCAUUUGCAAUAUGAUCAUCACGGCUUGCACCAUAUCAACAAUGGAAAUGGUAUGAUGGAUGACCAUGCUGAUGAAGGUAUGAAUGAGGGAGUGGAGACAGGAAUUCCUUCUCACCCUGGAAUCCCAUCUGAUCAUCGCGGGGAAGUUGUCGACCGUGGUAGUGAAAAUGGAGAUCAAUUGACAUUGUCCUUUCAGGGGCAAGUUUAUGUUUUUGACCGUGUCAUGCCUGAUAAGGUUCAAGCUGUGCUUUUAUUACUUGGUGGACGGGAAGUUCCACAUGCAGCCCCGACAACCCUAGAAUCACCUCAUCAGAUCAAUACGGGUCUAUCUGGUAUUCCUCCAAGGCUUAGUGUCCCGCAGCGGCAAGCCUCGUUGAUUAGAUUUAGGGAGAAACGAAAAGGGAGGAAUUUUGAUAAGACAAUUCGCUACACAGUCAGGAAAGAGGUAGCCUUGAGAAUGCAGCGUAAGAAAGGUCAGUUCACAUCUGCCAAGUCAAGCAAUGAUGAUUCUGCAUCCACUGGAUCGGACUGGGGGUCAAGCCAGAGCUGGGCCGUUGAAGGAUGUGAGACUCAGAAGCCAGAGGUUUUAUGUCGGCACUGCGGAAUCAGUGAGAAGUCAACUCCAAUGAUGCGACGUGGACCUGAAGGGCCAAGGACACUUUGUAAUGCAUGUGGACUAAUGUGGGCAAACAAGGGAGCUCUUAAAGAUUUAUCCAAAACCCCUCCUCCUCCUCAAAAAGCCCAUAAUCUGUCUGCGAAUACGAAUGACGAUUCAAAUCUUGAGGCUGAUCAAAUGAUCGUAGGAGCCGAGGACAUUAGCAACUCUCACAGUGAGAACUGA
Arabis nemorensis is the source of this 909-nucleotide messenger RNA. NCBI's taxonomy places the organism in Eukaryota, Viridiplantae, Streptophyta, Magnoliopsida, Brassicales, Brassicaceae. The record is from the annotation of a GenBank genome assembly.